CAUACUUAGAAGCGUUUCUAACAUGUUGAGAAAUAUUUGACUAUUAUGACUGAGUAGCAAAAUAUGUUGGUGUUGCUUUUCAAAGAUUCAGUUUGGAAUGCGGAACGAGUUAAACAAAUUAUUGCGGUUAAUGUCUUGAAAUGGCGCUAGGUGGUGUCGCAAUUUUGCGAAACGUUUAGUGGUGGCGCUAUCCACUACCCCGUUUCAAGCAAUGCUUGUAUGCAUGUCUCCACCACUAUUAAAAUUCAAACGGCGCGAGUUUUGAAGCGGUUGGUUCGGUCGAGCCGUUACGUGCGGAGAGCCAUGUAGGAAAACGUGUCGGCUUCUGCACCCGUUAUGGGACCGCGCGUUUCCGAGGGCCAGCGGGAGACGGUGCUCGCUUUUAUGGAGCCGCAUCUCCAGCUGGCUUUAAGAUCCAGCGAGCUGGGGCCGGGCUUCAGCCUUGUCGACCGACGACGGCUGUGGCAGCAGCUGGCCGACGUGCUGAACGCGGAAGGGCCCGUUGUGAAAACGGUCGACCAGUGGAGGAAGCAGCAGGUCUACGAGGCCCGCCGCGAUGCUACCGCUAUAGCCCAAGAGCAAAUAAGCACUGGAGGGGGUCGCGCACCCGGCUUCCGGGGCCGAGUGCUCCAGCUGACGGGCGCGGUCCGCUUCCGUGGCGUCACCGACCUACCCUACCAAGAGGUGCUGCGAAGGAUCGAACAAUCCACCACCCGGCUCGCCAUCGCGGCAGAGAGGACGGCAGCGGCUCAGGAGGGCAUACUGGAGAAGGUGCGCUCCCUGGCACUAGUCGUAGCUGGCCACCUGCAACAAGAAAGGAGGAAUUAAUUUAUUGUUUAUUUUCACCUAUUCAAUUUCAUUUUAGUCAUUUAUUGUUUUAUGAGUUCAAUUUAUCUUGUUUAUUUAUUGUUCUUUGAGUUUUAUAUCUUCACUUUCAUUUUAUGCACUUAUUGUUGCUUCAUUUUGAGUUUUACUGUUUAAGUUUCAUUGUUGCCUUGUAUGAGUAAUGCAGGAGGAUUUUUUGGACGAAAGGUGUAAUGCGUGCACCCAUUUUUGUAUCGUAGUAUUUUCCUCUUUCUAUUUAUACUAAUCCAGCUGCAACGCCAGCGUGCUUUCUUUUAUUUACACAUUUCGAAGACACUGGAAUCAUUACAAGUAGUUGUCGAUUUCUGUGUAUGGGUUUUGUACUGUGAUAUUUAUAUUGCUUCACUAUGUUUUGUAGCUUACUGCACUCAUUAUGAAGCGUUACCGCAUAGUGUUUGCACUGUGAUAUGUUCAUUUCGGCACAGUGAUGCUGAGGUACAACUACAAUGUGGUCUUUUUUCAGAGCACCAAACUAGUCACUCUGCAAGUUGCAUAGUUUCACAAAUGAAAAUGGCCAUCAUCAUUGCACCACGCCGGUGAUUGGUUUCCUCUAGUUUUCGUUCCAAGUGAGCAAGAAUAAGUUUUAAGUGUAACACGUUCUGGGUGCUGUGAGAUUGCAGAGCUAAUUAUUCAUGUUGUAUGUAAUUUAUGUUUCAUCACAGCUGGCAAGUGCACUCACCUUUCUACAAUUAUGAUUCACCUGUUCUUUAGCAUCACACUGCAAUUGCUGUCGAAAAAUGAAUGCUUCUGGUCAGUGACUCAUAACACUGAGAAGGGAAUGGACAUACCUGUCAAAGUCAUACUUUCUUGCAAGGUCACUUAAAUGUAACUGCAAGUUUUAUUUGCCGUGGUGAAUACGAAUUGUGUGAUGCUCAUGUUGCAAUGUUCUCACAUGCUUUGCUACGUGUAGCAUGCUGUAUGUACAAGGUUCAUGAUGUACAGAGGUCAACACUCAUGUCUAGAACACACUUGCGAGGGCCAAAGCAGCCACCUAAGCUUAAGCCGACCACCAGGUCGAUAAAAAUCAAUGGGAACUGUACAUUUAGUCACGCAAGCUCACAUACAGCAGAUUUUGUGCCACAUGUCGUCAUCAGAUUCGCCAGCGCAGUCCUGCAAACAUGAUUUGCGCGUUCUAGAGAUGUGUGUUGGCCUCUGUACUUGUCGUCAUAGCAUGUAAUAAAGUUGACCUUUGUAUUUUUGUGCUUUCACGUUAAUUUACGUCUACCCAUUUAGACAUGAUGUGACGAGUAUAAUGUCACAACACUCAGUGCUAGAUUUUUUUCUUUUGUGGUUGAAUCCGCAUUCAUUACGCUUUACUUGCUUGCCUCGUCUGCGUAUUCAUGCUUGCAUGGAAGUUUUCAUACACCUAGCACAAGAGGUGGCUAGCAAGCAUAUUGCAUCGUUCCUACUAAUGUACACCGAGCGCCCGAAUGCACAGGAUGUGGCGGUUGCGAUCAUUCUGGUGUGUUUUAUGAAAAUUAUGCAAACCUGUGCAAGAGUCUCCGAGGUUUAUGCAAACCUUGGAGCCUCUUGCACAGUGAAGAGGGUACAAUUGUUUCCGAGUCCACGGCUGUGGCAUUCUUUUUGAAGGAUUUUUGUAUAACUUUACUUCGUUUGUGUUUAAAUUAUCAUAAUCUGUCGGAUGUUUUGAUUUGGAAACAUUGACCAUCCGUAUGGAGGGGUACUUGAUGUGUAUACAAGUUCUUUAAUGUAUUUUCCACUGUACAAACACAGCCUUGUGAUAGCCUAGGGGCAUUGCAAUUUGUAUAAAUAAAUUAUGUAUGUGUUAUGAAA
Dermacentor silvarum is the source of this 2658-nucleotide messenger RNA. RefSeq lists its product as uncharacterized. Lineage: Eukaryota; Metazoa; Arthropoda; Arachnida; Ixodida; Ixodidae. The transcript is spliced from 3 exons. The record is from RefSeq and is a predicted model, not a curated record. Bases 337 to 828 code for a protein of 163 amino acids.